UAGUAGUCGAAUGGUGACGAGGGACAACAGUAUCAUCUGGAAAAUGAAACAAAAAUUCAACACCUAUAUAGUAUAUCCAACUGCUCACAAAUUGACGGAAUAAUAUUCAAAUUCAGACCUCCACACAACAAUCCACCAAAUCUCCACCGAUAUCCGUACAUAAUCCUUCAGGUGUUUGUGCAUUUGCCUAAAAGAGAUAUUCAUCAGUGGAAGUUAUUAUAGGUUCAUAUCACGAGUUUGCAGAGAUAGGUUAGUGAUGUUAGUGGCAUUGUGACUGUAAUUAUUGAAGUUAAUGGCUGUCCAUUGCAACUCGCUACAAACAUAAAGGACGAAAAGUGCUUUUGCAUCGAAGAUGCUCUAAUGGCAGGACUGAUAGAAUCACAACAUCUAGCACUGUCAUUCAAAGAAAUAGAAACGGCAACCGAAAAUUUCCGAACAUGUAUUGGAAAAGGUGGAUAUGGUCAUGUGUACAAAGGAGAACUCUUGAUAGCCGGAAAACUCACCGCGGUUGCUGUAAAAAGGUUAAAUGAUCGUCUCGGACAAGGGUUAAAGGAAUUUUUAACAGAAAUUCAGCUGCUCACUGGUCAAGAGCAUCCGAACGUCGUUUCUCUUCUAGGUUAUUGUGACGAGGGGACAGAGAAGAUCAUUGUCUACGAAUAUGCAGAGCGUGGAAGUUUGAAUCGGUAUAUAAGGCCUAGUGAUACCGCCUAUUGUCUUACGUGGCUGGAAAGACUCAAAAUAUGUGUAGGGGCUGCUUGUGGAUUAGAUCACCUGCAUAGUCACGUCGGAAAGCAUCAAAGCAUAAUCCACAGGGAUAUAAAAAGCGCCAAUAUUUUGUUGGAUGACAAGUGGGUUGCAAAAAUUUCCGACCUUGGAUUGUCCAAGUUAAGUUUAGCGGGUUUAGAUAGAAGUGCGGUUAUUUCUCAUGCUUGUGGCACACCUGGAUAUGUUGAACCAGAAUACAUUACAAGCGGCAUCGUGACAAAAAAAUCAGAUGUUUAUUCUUUUGGUAUGGUACUAUUUGAAGUUCUUUGUGGAAGGUCGUGUACGGUUAAAGAGGAUGAUGGCUUAUAUUUAUCAGCCCCAAUGAUUAAAGAAUACUACAAAGGAAGGAAACUGGACGAGAUUGUUCAUCCUAUAUUAAGGAAACAAAUAAGCACAGAUUGCAUGUACAAAUUUUCACGAAUCGCAUAUAGAUGCUUGCAAGAUGGUCGAGAACGCCGGCCUCCUAUGCAUGUUGUCAAGAAAGAGCUUGAAGAAAUGUUGAAAAUCGAGUUGUCCCGAUCAGGUUCUCUCUCCAUUGAGGCAGAGUCAACAGACACACAACCUGUAAUCCAGCCUAUUGUUGUCCCUGCUCUUCAAACGAGCGAGUCUGAGAAAAGUAACUCCAUUGUGGCAUCACCAACAGACACACAGCCUAUUGGUGUCCCUGCUCUUCAAUUGAACGAGUUGAGGAAGAUUACUGCUAACUUUGGUGUUAAGUCAAUAAUCGGGGAAGGUACUUUUGGAACUGUGUACGCUGGUCACUUAAGCAGUGGCCAGGCUGCAGCUAUUAAAAGGUUCAAGGAAAAUGGACAAACAGGCGGAAAUUUUUUAGCUCAGGUUUCUAAGGCAUCGAGGCUUAAACAUGAUAAUGUGAUUCAAAUGCUAGGAUUUUAUAUGGAUUAUGAAUGGAGAAUACUUGCUUACGAAUACGCUCCAAAAGGAUCUCUUCAGGAUAUUCUCCAUGCACGUGGACGACAUGCUAUAUUAACAUGGUCCGAAAGAGUUAAAAUUGCUACUGGGGCUGCAAAAGGGCUUGAAUACUUGCAUGGAAUGGAGAUUAUCCAUCGUGAUAUAAAGUCUAGUAAUGUUCUGGUUUUCGACGACCAUGUUGCUAAGAUUGGGGAUUUUGAUUUAUCAGACCAAACCGACAUGUCACUGUCAGAACGUUCUCAUUCUACCCAAGGUUUUAACUUUGGUUGUAAUGCACCUGAAUAUGCCUUGACUGGACAGCUGGAUUCAAGGAGUGAUGUUUACAGCUUUGGAGUUGUUCUCUUGGAACUCUUGACUGGCCGAAAGCCUGUGGACAAUAAUCGUCCGGAAAGAGAACGAAGUCUAGUCACUUGGGCGAAACCAUAUCUUUGUAACAGAAGAAAGUUCAAACGGAUUGUUGACCCUAAACUAGAAGGAGAAUACCGUCUAAAAACAGUUAUGAAGAUGGCGCUAGUUGCAUCCUUGUGUUUGAAACUUGAGCCUAAAACGAGGCCAAAGAUGAGCGAUGUUGUUGAACAACUGCAACGAAUGCUCAAAGCUCGUCCCGCUCCGCCUCCACCUCCAUCUCCACCUCCUCCUCCAUCUCCACCUCCACCUCCACCUCCACCUGCUGAAGCGUCACGCUUGAGCCUAUUUAUGUGUUGUUGCAGAAGACCAACUUAGCAGAUAUACCCCUAUGCAUCCCUUUGGCUUCUAACUCCUUCCACUUCAAUGCGUACCCUCUUCUCCUAGGAGCUUCCUCAAAACACCUGCCUGCACUCUGUCCUCGCACCCUCUAUGCAUCAGUUAGUUACAAAGAAGAUGAAUUAAUGGAAUUAGAAGUCGCAUCAACAGAUGUUGCUUUGUGGCCUUUACGAUGGAUUCUUCUCCGCCGGUCGCUGAGAGAUUGUUAUCGGUUUGCAUUGUCUUCUCGCUGUUUUCGGCUUAUCCUUUACCGAGUUAUGAAUCGACGGCGCGAAUGUUUAUCAGUUUGCGAUUCAUGAAUCGAUCAUGAUUUAACAUUUUGUCGGUGUGAAAACAUGAUUUGGAUGUUUUUUCAUGGUCAGAUUUUGUUUUUUCUAUCCACGUUUUAGCUUUUAUAUAUGGUUUUUUAAAGUCUUUCUUUUGAGCAAAAAAGGUGAUGUGUUUACAUGUAAUUUGAUUUUCAAAGGUUUGAUUUGAAUAUAUUGAGGCCAUGUACAUGGUUUGUUCUAUUAAAUGCUUCAAUGGUUUGUUCUA
This is a messenger RNA of Helianthus annuus (common sunflower), 2973 nucleotides long. Its product is annotated as probable serine/threonine-protein kinase PBL7. Gene Ontology annotation, molecular function: transmembrane receptor protein tyrosine kinase activity; ATP binding. The transcript has 11 exons. Gene Ontology annotation, cellular component: plasma membrane; plasmodesma. Lineage: Eukaryota; Viridiplantae; Streptophyta; Magnoliopsida; Asterales; Asteraceae. The coding region runs from base 361 to 2418 and encodes 685 amino acids. Gene Ontology annotation, biological process: protein autophosphorylation. The record is from RefSeq and is a predicted model, not a curated record.